Molecule: messenger RNA, 685 nt
Organism: Lepus europaeus (European hare)
Lineage: Eukaryota; Metazoa; Chordata; Mammalia; Lagomorpha; Leporidae
Product: UPF0711 protein C18orf21 homolog
Exons: 1
Coding region: 16-660 (214 amino acids)
Source: RefSeq, a predicted model, not a curated record
GCUGCUGCGGCGGCGAUGAGGCAGAAGCACUACCUGGAGGCCGUGGCGCGGAAGCUGCACUAUUCCUGCCCAGGCCAGGCUCGCUAUCUGCUCUGGGCCUAUGGUUCGUCCCACGAUAAGAGCAAUUUUGAAGAAACAUGUCCAUACUGUUUCCAGCUGUUGGUUCUGGAUAAUUCUCGAGUGCACCUCAAACCCAAGGCCAAAUUGACACCUAAAAUACAGAAACUUCUUAAUCGAGAAGCAAGAAAUUUUACACUCAGUUUUAAAGAAGCAAAAAUUUUGAAAAAAUACAGAGACUCCAAGAGUGUAUUGUUGGUUACUUGUGAAACAUGCAACAGAGCAGUUCAGCACCCCGGUAAAAGUAGAAGCUUCCUGCCAGCACUGAAGAGCAGCCCCAGCACUCCACUGAGUAAGCUCAGCCAGGAGAUAACAGAGAGAAGGACUCCAAAUGCAGUAAACCUUACUCUGUCUGCGUCCAGAGGCAAGAGCCCGGCACUGACUUUCAGAACACCCACAUCUGGACAGUCAACACCUAUUUGCUCCCCAAAGAAUGUGAGCAGAACAAAAAAAUACUUCUCUCAACUGAAGAUGUUGCUCAGCAAGAGUGAAUCCCAAGAGAACCCAAAGAUGGACUUCAGAAAUUUCUUGUCUUCUCUUUGAAGGCUGUUGUAAAAAUAUGUCUACA